Molecule: messenger RNA, 3372 nt
Organism: Iphiclides podalirius (scarce swallowtail)
Lineage: Eukaryota; Metazoa; Arthropoda; Insecta; Lepidoptera; Papilionidae
Source: the annotation of a GenBank genome assembly
AUGUCCAGUAAAUAUCAUCAAUCCGCCCAAUUAACUGCGCAAAACCAGCUAGUACAAUGGAUAAACGAAGCAGGAAUGUCAGAAGGCAACAAAAAGGCGAAUUUGUUAAGAAAAAUCGUGGAAGUUAUGAUACAUCAAGCACCACAAACAAUACCCCUUUACAUGGAGAAUGUUUUAAGUUUUGUUAGUGACAAAUCGACGGAAGUCAAAAAACAAGUUAUUGCUUUUAUUGAGGAAUUGAGCAAAAAAUAUCCAGAGCAUUUGCCAAAAAUCAUUGCACAAUUACAGCUACUUGUAAUAGAUACAGUGAUAGCUGUGCAAAAACGUGCAAUACAGGCAGCCAGUAUAGUAUAUCGCAAUGUCCUAAUAUGGCUGUGUAGAAGCCAAACGGAGGUGGCAGAAAUGCAAUAUGUUUGGGAGCAUCUAACAAAGUUAAAGUUGCUGAUAUUGAACAUGAUCGACAGUGAAAAUGAAGGAAUCCGGACCCACUCAAUAAAGUUCUUGGAAGAAGUGGUCCUACUGCAAAGCUCAAGUGAGGGGUCAGAUGAAGAAUUCUGUCUGGAUAGUAUACCUACCCAUUUGCCUUUUUUGAAAAGGCGAACACUUGAAGAAGAAUCUGAGCACAUCUUCGAGCUGCUGGUGAAGUUCCACAACUCUCAGCAUAUAUCCAGCGUCAAUUUGAUGGCGUGCAUGACGACGCUGUGCCUCCUGGCGAAAUUCCGCCCCAAGUAUAUGCCCCGCGUGAUACAAGCGUUGGGCGAUCUCCACACCACACUGCCGCCCACGCUCUCCCAGUCUCAGGUCAACUCCGUACGGAAACACCUCAAGAUGCUCGUGCUGAACCUGAUAAAGCAUCCAUCCUCGAACGACAUGAUGCCGCACCUAACCCAGCUGCUGUCCGACAUCGGAAUGACCGCGCAGGAGAUCCACAAGGCCGUGCCAAAAGAGAAGAGGAACAAGCGCCUGAACGAGAUAAGGGGCGACGACGGCCCGGCGAAGAGGUUCAGGAUCGACUCCCCGCAGAGCAACAGCCAGGGUAGCGAUAGCAACAGCCGCGGUGAGUUCGUGUACGACGACGAGAACAGCCAGCACAGCGUGACGAAGCCGACGCCCACCGAAGACUCGAUAUACGAGGGGCUGAACAGCGUAGAGAACGUCAUCGGCCUAGUGACCACAACCCUCGUCAACCACCUGCCGAACAGCAUGCCCGGUGGCUUCGCGGCGGCAUACAAACCCAUCCCCAACUCGGGCACCAACACCCAGAAGAGGAACCUUGCGAAGAUGCUGCUCGCUCUCAUCAGGGAUGAACCCACCCCGACACCGACAGCAAUACCGCCGCCAGCGGCUCCAUCCACACUGUCCGACGUGUCAACCAAAAUACCUCUGUUAAGAGACGACGACGAGAAAGUGACGCUGAAGAACGCGGUAGCAAAGCUACAGGAGUCUACCAAAGAGAGGCAGAUCGAGAGCGCGGUCUCCAAACUGAUGGAGGAAACGAGACAGGAGCAUUUGAAGGAGGAGGAAAGGAGGAACAGGGACAAAGAGAAGUUGGUGCCGCCGCCAACGCCGACGAUCCCGAAGCUGAAGCACAGGGUGAAGCUGUUGAAACUGCAGGAGCUCACGCGGCCCAUACCGAAGGAGAUAAAGGAGAAGCUGAUGCUGCAAGCCGUCGAGAGGAUACUGAGGGCCGAGCAGGACUGCUCAAUCGGGGGCGCGGCCCAAAUCCGCACCAAGUUCAUCACGAUCUUCGCUUCGAGCUACACGAGCGAGAUCCGGGACCUGGUGCUGAACUACAUCCUGGAGGAGCCGGUCAACAGGAUCGACCUGGCACUCUCCUGGCUGUACGAGGAGUACGCAAUAAUGCAGGGCUUCAAUCGGCAACCGGCCACGCCGAAGAACAUUCACGAGAAACACGGCCAGAACUACAACCAGCUCCUAUGCGCGCUCGUCACUCACAUCUGCGAGAGCGGCGAGCCCAAUAUAGAGAAUAAUAAGGACGUCCUGCUGCGGAAGGUCUACUUGGAGUCGCCGGUGGUGACCGAGGAGGCGGUGGACUACUUGAAGUACCUCGUCACGGAAGACAAGGUGGCGCUGCUGGCGCUGGACCUGCUGGAGGAGCUCUGCAUCAUGAGGCCGCCGAGGGCACAUAAAUAUGUGCCCUCCCUGGUCCUCCAUGUCUUGAACGAGAGCGAGGAGAUCCGCGAGGUGGCGCUGCGUGCAUGCGCCAGGGUCCACCGGCUGGCGACGGAAGCGGCCAAGCGCGUCAUGGAGAAGCACGCGCUGGUCCAGCUCGGCUUCAUGCAGCUGCCUUCGCCGCCGCCCGAGCUGGGCCAGGGCCCAGCGUGGACCGACCACGCGUACAAGCUCUGCCUCGGCCUGGUGAUGGCCCUGUUCCCGCAGAACGAAGAGCUGAUAGUGGAGGUGGCCCGCGUGUACGGCUGCUCGGGCGCGGAGGCGAAGCGCUGCGUGCUGCGCUGCACCGAGGGCCCGCUGCGGGCCGCCGCCGCGGCGCCCCUGCCGCCCCCUGCCCCCGACGGGGGCGGAGCGCCCCCCGCCGGCGCCCUCCGGCCCGCAUUCGUGGCGCUCCUCGACGAGUGCCCCAGGGGGGCGGAGACGCUGCUGACGCGUCUGGUCCACAUCCUCACGGAGAAAGCGCCCCCAAGCCCCGAGUUGGUGUCCAAGGUGCGCGAGUUGUACGCCACGCGGGUGUCCGACGUUCGAUUCCUGAUACCGGUGCUCAACGGGCUUAGCACCAGGGAGAUUCUCGCUGCGCUGCCGAAACUGAUCAAAUUGAAUCCAGCCGUCGUGAAAGAAGUGUUCAACAAACUCCUCGGACUGCAGAACCCUCAUGGAGAACAGCCACCAGUUUUUGUAAUUUUCUCUCCGGAAGAUCUACUAGUGAGCCUUCAUCUCAUAGACCCAAACAAAGCUGACCUCAAGUACAUUAUCAGGGCAACUGCCAUUUGCUUCGCCGAAAAGAACAUAUACACUCAAGAUGUGCUAUCGGCGGUGCUGCAGCGGCUCGCCGAGGAGUCGGAGAUCCCGGUGCUGAUGAUGCGCAGCGUCCUGCAGGCCCUCACCCUGCACCCGCAACUGGCGCCCCUGGCUCUGCACAUCCUCAGGCUGCUCAUCGACAAGGAGGUGUGGACGCACAAAGUGGCGUGGGAGGGAUGGGUGAAGUGCUGCGAGCGUGUGCAGGCCGGCGGUGGCAACAGUGGCAGCGGUGGCAAAAAUACCGGCAUCACCGCUUUGCUCCGCGAUCUGCCACAGCAUGUGCUGGCUUCUCUACCGCCGCAGCUCCGUCAACUCUGCUCGGAGUCUGACUAUCCUCAACCCGCUAACUUGUUGGAGCCCCUGCCCCCCGGGAUGGAA